Trichophyton benhamiae CBS 112371 is the source of this 1734-nucleotide messenger RNA. RefSeq names its product Leucine Rich Repeat domain protein. Lineage: Eukaryota; Fungi; Ascomycota; Eurotiomycetes; Onygenales; Arthrodermataceae. The record is from RefSeq and is a predicted model, not a curated record. The transcript is spliced from 2 exons. The coding region runs from base 1 to 1734 and encodes 577 amino acids.
AUGGCAGACGUCUUUCCGCCAUCAUACGAAUCCGCCACUACGCGAGAUGCAUGGCCGAUAAUUGCGCCCUUCGUCCUCGCUGCAGCAGAUCUAUGCUCUGCCUCUCUCGUCUCCCGAGCAUGGCAUUGCAUCUUCGCUCCCAUCUUAUGGGGUGCGCCGGCCUCGCAUUUCGGGGCCAGAAACGACGCUGUCUACGAGAUAUAUGGUGAACCACCGCCGACAUGGUUGCAUGAGUUCCUGGAAUAUCUCCCCAACCUGCAGUCUCUACUCCUUUCGAGGCUCCCCUUCUUCGAUCACAGGUCUCUUGUUGCGCUGGGCAAGGGAAAGCAGUAUAAUGCACGCCUCCUGCUGGCCGAGCGUGAGGCGAAUGCGACACCGGCCGGACUAGUAGCAUUGCUGAACUGCUGCUUGCGCCUGACAUAUCUUGAUCUGUCACAUACUACCACUGCAAGAGACCCGAGGACUAUCCUCGCCUUGCGCCAGCUGAGAGGGCUACAGGUCCUGAAACUACGAGGUAUAGGCUUGCAGGAUGACGACAUAGAAGUCCUAGCAAAGGCAAUUCAGACUCGUGUCAGGCUGCUUGAUAUCCGAGACAACCGUCUCACUGAUAGAGGGCUGAACAUGUUGGUCAACCAUUGUUUCCUGCUGAAUGACGGUGAUGGAGCCAGUAUUCGUGAAAACCUACAUUUUGGUCCAUUGACUGGAGCUCUACUUGCUGAUUCUACCCAGAGUGAACAACUAGGUGAUCAGCUACUAGACCUCUUUACAAGGAGACUGAGCGGUCUUUCAGCACUGGAAGAACUACCUCACGUUGGCCUUACUCAUCUGUAUGUUUCUGGUAAUAAAAUAUCCGUGAGUGGUCUGAUAGACAUUUUGCAUACAAAGAGGUUGAAUGUGCUGGAUGCUGGAGCUCUCAGCCCCGGAAUGGAGAAGCUCAUACCAGAACUGAAGAGCCCAAUUGCCCGGAACCUUACUUAUCUUAGAAUACACCAUUCUAUCCUCAAAAGACAGGGUGAUGUUAAAAAGGAAUUACUCAAGGGUGUGCUCACGGAUGGAAAGGAGUCAUCAAUGAUCCAAAGGCUUCUAGAGAAGCGACCUGCCAUCUAUAAGACCAACACCGAUCAAUCCAUAUAUCUCCAUCCAUCCAACAUUGCGCAUAUCCGAACCCUAGUUCUAACAGAUGUCCCGGCAUUUGUUCCCUCACCUUCUCCAGUUAUUUCCUCCAUAACUCAAUUCAUAUCUGCCUGUGCAGAUGAGGCUCUCCUCGCUUCACUGCAGGCUGAGUCCAAUUACUCCCUCCCCCCAGGCCAGUACCAUGCGAAAGCCGUACAGCAACAUGCAAAGGAACUCUUUGCCCUCCGAGCUAUCGUCUUGGAGAUCUCACCAGGUAAAAAAUUUGAAAAACCAGAAUCUUCGUCCGCUUGGGUCCCUACAGGCUACUACCAGCCAGACACUUUCAAAUCAAGCACUGGAGAUCUAGACUCUGAAAAUCUAUGGGCGGCUGCCGCGAAUGACUUCAGUUUCUUUGACGAAGACGAGACACGUUCUACUUCGAGUUCGUCAGCGGCUUUGCCUCCGGUACGAAUGGUAGAUGUGGUAGUUGAAUUGGCUGCAUUCAGACGAGAGAGACGGGAUGCAUAUGAGAAGAGAGUCCGGAGCACUGGAGAUACGACAAUAUUACCUGCUGACGGCCAUUGGAAGGGAGAAGUAAGGAUCCAGAGGAAUAAUCUUUAA